Acanthoscelides obtectus is the source of this 587-nucleotide messenger RNA. The record is from the annotation of a GenBank genome assembly. NCBI's taxonomy places the organism in Eukaryota, Metazoa, Arthropoda, Insecta, Coleoptera, Chrysomelidae.
GCUCGAUGCAGUUUAAAGCACAUGAAGUGAAAUUUCCUGGAAAUAUCUAAACUUUAAGCUAUAGAUAUAGGAGCACGCCAUGGCACAUUUCCGAACAUAUGCCUAGCACUUUUAUUCAAAACACAAGACUGAAAUGUUUCGAACGAAUAUUGUGUAUACGAAAAUGAUCUUGGAAUUUGUAAAAAUAGAUAGCUGUACAUGGUGUUCCUUAAUUACGUGCUAGUAUUGCGGUAUAUGAUUCUUUAAAUCAUUUUAUAAGGAUAUGAAAAGGCCUUGGUCCAUACUAUCUACCAUUUCACUAAGUUCUUUAACUAUGGAACACUCUGAAUACACCAAUGGCAUUGAGCACAGUUUAUGUUACAAAAUAGUGUUCAACAAUUCAAAACGAUUGGUUGACAGAGGUGUACAGAUGAGUAUUCACAUUUUAUUUGCAGAUCAUUUUGAUGAUCAUUUUCACUUUGUUUAUUCAAAUAGCCUUUGCUUAGAAAUAAUGCUCAUCUUGUGAAGUUUGGGCUUUCCGUAUCAAUCAGCACUGUAUUUUUCCGGUCAGCUAGUAUAUAUCCACUAAUGAACAAGGCAGUCCUAAU